Fusarium verticillioides 7600 is the source of this 1359-nucleotide messenger RNA. RefSeq lists its product as hypothetical. The record is from RefSeq and is a predicted model, not a curated record. The transcript has 4 exons. Bases 1 to 1359 code for a protein of 452 amino acids. Lineage: Eukaryota; Fungi; Ascomycota; Sordariomycetes; Hypocreales; Nectriaceae.
AUGAGUUUCGUCGCACCACUUGUCCCAUCUCCUCAGAAUGAGCACGCCAAACGUACCACCGAGCUCUUUGUCGUCUUUUACGAGGAAAUCGGAAAGUGGCCCUGGGAGGUCAUCGAUUUCGGUCCCCGAAAAUGGGGUCAGAAUCUCGUCCACGACUUCACGAGACUUCUAAGCGUUGACCUUCCUAAGACCGAGAAUGUGUCACUUACGGAACUUAUCGAAUACUUGCAUCACAACUCUGCGGAGCACCCCAAGGUCCAGUAUCAAUACCAGCUGAGCAUGAUGCUCAUUGCAAAAGCCACCAAGUGGUUGGCAGAGAAGCGUGAGCUCGCUGACGACUCCGGUUCCGAUUCUGACGGGUCAAUCCUGAAUGAGCCUCAGAGUAUCACUCGGAACAGAAAGCGUGCCCGGGCUCUUCGAGUUGCUAACAGAUCCUCGCGUCCAAUUCGAUCCGCCCGUAAACGCCCAAUUAACUACAGCGACCGUCACCAUUUCCAACUCCAUAAUGUUGACGAUUCUGAAGAUGAUGGCGCUGAAGGUGCCGCCGAUGGAGGAAACGAGGGACCCCAGGAAGUGGUUGAGCUCGAGUCAGCCGAGCCUCCCGUCAAGCGCAGGCUAAUGGUGUUCUUCAAAUUUUCAUCCGAGAACACCCAAGAGCUAUCUAGGCUCUUGGGGCCUGGCAGCGGCAACGGCAAGGCCGAGGCAUUACGACACUCGAUUCCACAGCAAAAUGCCGGAAGAGGAAACCGCCGUCUCGAUACACCUAAUGAAUCUCCGAAUGAAGCCCAACUUGCCUACGCCGACCAUCUCAAGGGCGAGAUUGCCAAGGUGGAGGAGAACAUCACGCGCACCGAAGCUAGUAUAAACAACUCAUCCCGACGUCGUGAAGGUUAUCUCAAGAUCGUCCGCAACAGCGCCGAGGAUCUUGAGAAAGCCACGGAAGAAGCCACCGAGGCCUCACAAGCGGUCCAGCACGCAAGAGCACUCUGCGAAGCCGACGCUCAGGUCGUCGAGGAAUUGCGCCGUAUAAGCAGCGAUAACCCGAGAAUCCUCACCGAAGAGAACUUCCAGCACUUCAAAGAGAACACCCCUGCACAGAAAGAGAAGAGAGACGCUGAGAAUGCGUUGCGCACCAAGCAAAAACGUCUGAAUGACGUCAAGACCAAGCUUCAGAUUGCAGAGGCCAACAUAGACCCUCUGAACAGCAAAAUCAGCGAGUUGCAUGACGUGAUGAACGCAAAGAAGAAUGUUCGUCGAAGCCUGGUUGCGAUGCAUCGGCUUGCGGCAAUGGGUGGGGAGGAAAUUGAAGAGACUUUGGGGGAGAAUGGUCUUGAGGAGUGGUUGAGGGAACAGGUCUGA